CCAAGUUGUUAUCCCAAUUUUUCUUUCCUCUCAAAGAACAUGGCAGAAUCAUUUCCGUCAACGAUUGCAGCUAACAUUUUGACGGAGAUAGACUUCCUUACUUCCUCAGACAGUGGCUUGUCAUCAAGGAUUCGAAAAGAAAUAAUGAAGGCCAAAGAAAUCUUGUUCAAGGGGAAAGCCGUACUCAUGAAGGCAGAGGCACAACAGUUACAUAACUGCGAGCUGCAGGACGGGCUCGAAAAGCUUUCAGAACUGUUGUAUGACGCUGAGGAUCUGUUGGAUGAAUUGAAGUGUGAAGUACUGGCGAAACAGGUAGGCAAACUCAAUAUUGUCAAAUAUAAUCUUAAAAUCAAGGUGACUAGAAAAAUAUUAGAUGAAAAGAUAGAUAAUAUUCGGUCUAUAUCUAUAGCUGUUAAGGAUCCAGACACCAAGCUUGUUUCUUCAGGAGAGAAUGUAAUGACCCAUCCCUUUGUCGGUACUCCUCAAGAUUUUGGACGAGACACUGAUGAGGAAAACAUUAUAAAAUUGUUGAUGAAACCAAACAAAGAAGCUGAAAGGGUGUCUGUAAUUCCUAUAGUUGGAUUAGGAGGUAUUGGAAAAACAACUCUUGCCAAACUAGUGUAUGAUGACAAAAGGAUAGAUGAACACUUCAAGUUAAAAAUGUGGGUAAGUGUACCUGAGGACUUUGAUAUGAUUAAGAUAAUGAAAGAAGCCUAUACUUCUGCAACUGGUAAAGAUCAGUCUGAAUUAGGAGUCGUUGAGUUAGAAGACUGCUUGUUAAACGAAUUGGCUGAUAAGAAAUUUUUGCUCGUCUUGGAUGAUGUGUGGAAUGAAAAUUAUGAUCGAUGGAACAAGUUAAAACAAUUAUUCACGCAAGAAGCAAACGGAAGUAAAAUUGUGGUUACAACGCGUAGUAGCCAAGUUGCGUCAAUAACGGGCACUGUUGAUAGUUAUCUUUUAGAAGGCCUUUCUCCGGGGGAUUGUAUGUCGUUGUUUGUGAAAUUCGCGUUUGGGGAUGAAACAGACAAAGCAGAAUCAGAAUUCAUUGGAAUUGGGAAAGAAAUAGUGGAAAAAUGUGGCGGUGUUCCCUUAGUUUUAAAAACUUUAGGAGCCCUACUUUAUAAAAACACAGAUCCGGAGGAGUGGAAAUUAAUUAGAGAUAGUGUCAAAUGGGAGCCAGAAAAAGAUAGAGAUAACAUUCUAUCAGCGUUAAAAUUGAGUUAUGCUCAUUUGCCAUCUCAUUUGCGAAGAUGUUUGGCCUAUUGCUCUUUAUUUCCAAGGAAUACUUGUUUUAACAGUGAUUAUAUGAUUUGUAAUUGGAUGGCGCAUGGUUUUCUUAAAUUUCCAAAUGAAAAUGAAGAUUUGGAAGAUGUUGGGUUGCGAUAUUUGAAGAAAUUAUUUUCGAGGUGUUUCUUUCAGGAUAUUGAAGAUCGUGGUUAUUUUUUUACAUUUAAAAUGCACAAUCUUAUAUAUGAUCUUGUGGAGAAGAUGGCACAAAGAAACUACAAAACGGUAGAUCUCAGAAUCUUGCUUGACGAUGUAAAUUGUCGACAGUUGUCAUUUCUUGGCAAUGCUCGACAUUUUUCAUUUCUUGGCAUUGCAAAUGGUAAUAAAAAAGUUCCAUCUAUUUCGAACAACUUGCGGACCAUCAUCAUGCAAAGUCUACAAUCUCAGCGUGUUGCUGAAUCUUUCGUCAGUAAAUGGAUAUCGAAUUUUAAGUGCCUCUGGCUGUUAUGCUUAAGCGGUUUACAAUUCAAAGAGCUGCCAGAUUCUGUAGCUGCAUUGAAACAUUUGAGAUUUCUUGACUUAUCCUGGAAUUCAGAUUUGGAGAAACUCUAUGAUACUAUUUGUAAGCUUCUGCGUUUGCAAACCUUAAAACUUCGUGGUUGUUCAGCUCUUAAGAAUUUACCCCGUAAUAUACAGAAGAUGAUUAGCCUUAGACAUUUGGAAUUAACUAUACAGUGGGAGCGUCUACCACCAAUUGGAGCUGAAUGUUUCAAAUCUCUCCAGUAUCUGCACUUAUAUAAGUGUAAGAAUCUAGAAAGUUUGCGUGAAGGGAUGGAAAGUCUCACCACCAUCCGAACAUUGAUUUUGCAAGGUUGUGAUAGCUUGACCACGUUGCCAGACAAUGUAAAACUUCUGGAGACGUUAGAGAAGCAAGUGAUAUCCAGCUGUCCGAAGCUUAAUCUGAAGAUGGACUUGCAAGGGGAAGAUCUCAUCCUGACGCUUAAAGUGUUCAUGAUUUAUGAAUUGAAAGAGCUAGAGGACUUACCCCAAUUAAUACUUCAAGGGUCUGCUAACACUUUAGAGUACAUCCGUAUUGAAGAAUGUCACAAGCUCACAGAAUUACCGGCAUGGCUUGCAAGUCUCACAGCCCUUCAAAAACUUGAGAUUGUGAGUUGCUCAGGAUUGUCAUCUCUGCCUCCUGGGAUGGAGAAACUCACUGCCCUUAGAGAAUUGAAGAUACAAAAAUCUCCUCCCCUGAGUGAAAGCUGCAGACGGAAGCCGCUAAACAUUCUUAAUUUGGAGAGUCAUCUUGACCCUGAAGUUGCUUCAUCAUCGAGGGACAAUGAAUGAUCGAUCAGUUUUCCUGGAGGUUCUGUCAAAGUCUUCAGCAAGUGCAAGAAGUUUCGAUUCCGAUUGCUGCUAAUGUGAUGUUUUUUUAUCUUUGUGUUCUUGAAUUGUUAUUUGGGGUGUAUUUGUCACUUUUUGAAAUUUGCGGUUGUUGUACUUCAUUGAACUUAAAGGGAAAAUGGAAAUUCCCUAUUUUUCUGCUUGAUUGAGUGCAUGUUUGUACUGAAUAACCCUUUGGAAAGU
This is a messenger RNA of Pistacia vera, 2817 nucleotides long. RefSeq names its product putative disease resistance protein RGA3. The transcript is spliced from 2 exons. Gene Ontology annotation, molecular function: ADP binding. The coding region runs from base 40 to 2577 and encodes 845 amino acids. The record is from RefSeq and is a predicted model, not a curated record. Gene Ontology annotation, biological process: defense response to other organism. Lineage: Eukaryota; Viridiplantae; Streptophyta; Magnoliopsida; Sapindales; Anacardiaceae.